AUGGCCCCCGCUCACACCUGUCUGUAUAUCAAAUACUUACAGCAGAUAGAAGAGGUCUCAAGUACGGUACCGUCCGUCGAUAAUGUUGAAAAGGGAGGGCAUCUACCAGUUCCCGUCGCGAGUGACUACGAUGUUUACUACACACUCCCAGGUCCGCUAGGACUGGCUUGGGAACAGGACGUACUGCUACCGGUAGUACAACAAGCUGCUGCGGAGAAGGUCAAGUCUGAGUUUCUGUCUCCCCGGGAAAGAGUUCUGAUGAAAAGUUUCGUCAUCAUAUCGCAACGAUCUGGAAAGCGUGUGUGUGUGUUGGGAGCGUUCGAAGAUCACGCCGGCUAA
Drepanopeziza brunnea f. sp. 'multigermtubi' MB_m1 is the source of this 339-nucleotide messenger RNA. The record is from RefSeq and is a predicted model, not a curated record. NCBI's taxonomy places the organism in Eukaryota, Fungi, Ascomycota, Leotiomycetes, Helotiales, Drepanopezizaceae.